AUGUCCCAUAACCUCCAGGGAGUCUUCCUGAAAGCCGCCGAGGAGAAGCCAGGCAGCGCCUCGCCCUGUGUUUCAGGCUGCAUGUACCAAGUAGUUCAGACGAUUGGCUCGGAUGGAAAAAAUCUCCUGCAAUUACUUCCAAUUCCUAAUUUCUCUGGAAAUCUUGUACCACUAGUUCAAUCUUCAGUUAUGUCUGAUGCUUUGAAAGGGAAUACAGGAAGCCCAGUUCAAGUUACUUUUCAGACUCAGAUUUCCAGCUCUUCCACAAGUUCAUCAACAGCUCAAUUGCCCAUUUUUCAGCCAGCCAGUUCUCCAAACUAUUUACUUACAAGAACAGUAGAUACAGCAGAAAAAGUUAGAGUUACUACUGUGGGAACUGAGACUUUUACCUCAUCAAUUUCUAAAGUUCAGAGUCAUGGUGUGAAAAUUGAUGGACUCCCCAUGCAAACAUUGGCUGUUACUUCCUCCUCAACACAAAAAGAUUCAUCUUAUAUUUUAGUAAAUACUCAGAGCCUUCCAAUGACUGUGAAACCUCCAGUUUUGCCUUCUGGGCAUCAUUUACAGAUUCCAGCCCAUGCUGAAGUGAAAUCUGUACCAGCGACAUCAUUACCUCCUUCAGUUCAGCAAAAGAUACUUCCAACUGCAACCACAAGCUCCUCAGGAACAGUUGAGGCCUCCCAAAUACCUUCUGUUAUUUACGUAUCUCCUGUAAAAACAGUGAAAAAUGUAGCUACCAAGAACUUGCAACACAUUUAUCCAAAACCUGUUACUGAAAUAGCCAAGCCAGUGAUACUAAAUGCCACACAAAUUCCAAUGAAUGUUGCACCAGAGACACAAUUAAAAGGUGGUCAGCAUUCUCAAGCUGCUCCAGUGAAAUGGAUUUUUCAAGAAAAUCGACAGCCUUGUACUCCAUCUCUUGUUCCUGUUAAGUCUUCAAAUAAUGUGGCUUCACAGAUUUUAAAAAGUUUUGUAGAAAAGAAAAGUGUGGGAGGUAAUACUAUAAAGAUGCCACAUUUGAGUACCAGCAGUCCUGGUGGGGCACAGUCCAAAAGUGUGCCUAUUAAAGAUAACGCGUUGGUUAUGUGUAAUGGGAAAAUCUAUCUGUUGGCUAAAAAGGGGACAGAUGUUUUGUCAUCACAAAUUGAUCAUCAGAAUUCUGUUUCUCCUGAUGUUCCACCAAGGAAAGAUAUAUCACAGAUAGUGAGUUCAAGUCCAGUAACAGAACUAUCCAGAGAGGUGGUAAACUUUGUUUUGGCUAAAAACAAAUCUUCCCAGAUGGAGACAAAAUCAUUUUCAAAUACCCAGCCUGCUUCCAUGGCCAAUCUAAGGGCAGAGAAGAAUAAAAAAGUGGAGACACCAUCUCUUUCUAUCCUACACCCAAAUAAUAUGAACCCAUCCAUUAACUACUUAAAACAGAGUAAGACUUUAUUCCUAAAGGCAGACUUUCCACAUGGACUUAGUACAGGACAAAAUGCCCCCCCAAAAGAAAAUAUCAUCCAAAGCAUAGAGAAAAUAAAUUCCUCUGUUGGUGCAACAAGUAUUACUUCACAACAGUGUGUUUUCAGAGACCAAGAACCAAAGAUCCAGAAUGAGAUGGCAUCAACAUUACAAAAAGAUGCUCAAGAAAGAAAUGACAAGAAAAAUUCUCAAGGGAGCAGCAGUAGGACACAUCUGAAGACUGAUGCUGAAUUUAAAAAGCUGUUUGGUCUCACUAAAGAUUUGAGAAUAAGACUUACUCGGAUUCCUGACCAUUUGGGUGCUGGAGAUUUUGAUUCCUUUAGGAAUUUGGUGAAGAGUGACAAAGAGACAAAGUUUACAGUGAAGGAGGAAGAGAAAAAACAGUACUCAGCAUUGCAACAGGGUUUUGAUAAGAAAAGAAAAGCAAAAACUGUGAAGAAGAUGGAUCGUGCAAAGAAGAGAAAAAUCGAGAGUGCUUAUAACACAGCUAUAAAUGGAGGAAUUAGCUGUAUUUUACCAACUUCAGAUGUAUCACAUCAUAAUAUUAUCACAAAUUGCAAUAAAACCAGAGAAGAAAGAACUGAAGUAGAACACUGUACCCGUGAAAACCAGGAGAAAGUUGCUUUGAGUUCACAUGCGGAUUUUGGACAAAGCCAUUCCUUUACCAGAAAUUAUACUGAAGAUAUUUUUCCCAUGAGACCACCAGAGUUAGAAGAAACCAUUCGAGAUGAAAAAAUAAGAAGACUUAAACAGAUGCUGAGAGAGAAAGAAGCAGCCCUUGAAGAAAUGCGUAAGAAGAUGCACCAAAAAUAA
Messenger RNA from Pipistrellus nathusii (Nathusius's pipistrelle), 2271 nucleotides. The record is from the annotation of a GenBank genome assembly. Lineage: Eukaryota; Metazoa; Chordata; Mammalia; Chiroptera; Vespertilionidae.